AUGAAGGCAGACAGGCCGAUCAGGAUGUUGGCCACCAGCGAGAUGAAGGAGCUGCACUCUCUGGGCUUCAGAGACGCGCUGCAGUGUGAGGAGGCCCUGCGGCUGAGUGGAGGAGAGGUGAAGGGGGCUCUGUCUCUGCUGCAGCGCCCCCUGCUGGAGCCUUUCCACCGGCGAAUCUGGGCCAACCAGGCCGAGCCGCCAAUAGAUCCUUCAGAUCCGGACAAACCGAGGAUGUGCAGGCGUCUGCUGGCGCUGUACGAGCUGCCCAGCUGGGGGCGCUGCGAGCUGGUCCUCUCGCUGCUGCAGGAGCCCGACGCCACCUACACUCUGGAGGACGUGGUGCAGGCCGUGAAGGAGUCCCAAGACAAGGACUUCAUCAGGCGUGUCCUCAAGAACGAAUGCCCCUGCUGUCUGAGCAGCUUCCCCCGCAGCAAGAUGCAGUCCCUGACUUCCUGUCAGUGCUCCGUGUGCCACGAAUGCUUCGGGUCCUACUUCAACAUCACCGUGAGAGACAAACACAUCAGAGACAUGGUGUGUCCCAUCUGCAGCGAGCCGGACAUCAACGACCCCGAACAGCUGGACAGUUACUUUUCCACACUGGACAUACAGCUGCGGGGCUGCCUUGAGCCAGGCGUGUACGAUAUGUUCCAUAAAAAGCUGACUGAGCACGCGCUGAUGAAAGACCCAAAGUUCCUCUGGUGCUGUCAUGUGAGUUCAUCACGAUCUGGUGUUCCUCCCUGUUCCCCAGCCUUCAGUCCGACUCCCUCCUCCACCUGUAGUUUGCAUGCUUCGCGUACAGAUUUGCCUUUUUAAUGAGUUGUUCUAUUUUUAGCUCUGUUGGACCGCCGGAGCUCAAGUAGUUUUAGUCACAGUGUGAUUUGAAACGGAAAAGUUAUGGGAACAUACAAUUUAAUGUCCAUGGUUCAGGAAAUUAGUUUACGUAAAAAAGUGAGUAUAGUAAGCAUGUACUACUAUAAGGAUAUAAACUAAGAGGGAUCCUACAUGAAAUAAAAAGCAAAGCUCACAGAGGGAAUUUUUCUGAUGAUUGUAAGGGAAACUUCUGUCGCACUGGAGAGUCAGGACUCAGAGAGAC
Messenger RNA from Notothenia coriiceps (black rockcod), 1093 nucleotides. RefSeq names its product E3 ubiquitin-protein ligase RNF31-like. The record is from RefSeq and is a predicted model, not a curated record. Gene Ontology annotation, molecular function: linear polyubiquitin binding; ubiquitin protein ligase activity; K48-linked polyubiquitin modification-dependent protein binding. Gene Ontology annotation, cellular component: LUBAC complex. The coding region runs from base 1 to 813 and encodes 270 amino acids. Lineage: Eukaryota; Metazoa; Chordata; Actinopteri; Perciformes; Nototheniidae. Gene Ontology annotation, biological process: protein linear polyubiquitination. The transcript is spliced from 5 exons.